This is a messenger RNA of Phacochoerus africanus (Common warthog), 653 nucleotides long. Its product is annotated as actin-85C-like. NCBI's taxonomy places the organism in Eukaryota, Metazoa, Chordata, Mammalia, Artiodactyla, Suidae. The record is from RefSeq and is a predicted model, not a curated record. The transcript has 2 exons. The coding region runs from base 87 to 653 and encodes 188 amino acids.
CUGACCCCGGGGCGUCAGGUGGGCGUGGGGCAGAAGGAAAGUACACAGGUGAGAAGGAGACCCUCAGAUACCCCCUGGAGCACAGCAUGCCCCACAACUGGGACCACGCGGGCAAGGCCUGGUACCACACCUACCAGGAGCAGCGUGUGGCCGGAGGACCCGCAGGGAAUAGCACGUGGGUGGAGGACCACCGGGUGAUGCUGGCUGCGUCUCCAGCCCAACCCCAAGGCAGCCGUAAGAGGAUGACCCAGAUCCUCUUCCAGACCUUCAACCCUCUGGCCAUACAAGUGGCCACCCAGGCCUCGCUGUCCCUGUGUGAUGCCCCUGGCCACACCUCUGGUGUUGACAUGGUCUCUGGGGGUAGGUCACCCACCUGCUGCCCAGCUAUGCGGGUCACGCCCUGCCCACCCCUCCUGCAUCAGGACCUGGCUAUUGGGGACCUCACCCAGCAUGGCAGCAGCUUCACCACCGCGGCCGAGCAGGAUUCAUGCCUGACACCAAGGAGCAGCGGGAGUCUGACCCGUCGCGCCACGCACCAGCCCCCGCAAAUGCUUCUAAACGGACGGAGCCAGGAUGGGCCGCAUUUGCUGCACCAGCUAGUCCAGAAUAUGAACUCGUCCUUGCAGACUGCACACCUCAUGCCAGCCUCCUGA